Molecule: messenger RNA, 1824 nt
Organism: Chanos chanos (milkfish)
Lineage: Eukaryota; Metazoa; Chordata; Actinopteri; Gonorynchiformes; Chanidae
Gene: lingo4b
Product: leucine rich repeat and Ig domain containing 4b
Exons: 1
Coding region: 1-1824 (607 amino acids)
Molecular function (GO): protein binding
Source: RefSeq, a predicted model, not a curated record
AUGUUUGUGGAGCUGUUUACCCAGCAGUGGGUGUGGCCUGUCCUGCUCUUAUGGGGCUUGAGUGUGUCAGCAACCAACCUCUCCUGGUCGUGCCCUCAGAGAUGCUCCUGUCACCAAGAGAUGCUGGAGGUCAACUGCUCCUCAAAGCACCUAUCCACUGUGCCCGAGGGCAUCCCCACUGACUCUAAGCGCCUGGAUCUGUCCUUCAAUCGGCUGAAAACACUGGGUCGUAGACAGUUCCAUGGCCUAUCCAAGCUGCUGGAACUGGACCUGAGUGACAACAUUAUAUCCAUGAUUGAAGUGGAGGCCUUUCAGGGUCUGCAGAGCCUACGCUUGCUGAAUAUCAAGAGCAACCGCUUGAAGAUCAUCCCAGUGGGAGUCUUCUCUGGCCUGUCUAAUUUGCGCAGUCUGGACAUCAGUGAGAAUGAGAUCUUGGUCUUCCUGGACUACACUUUCCGUGACAUGGGUAAACUACAGCAGCUAGAUGCUGGAGAGAAUGACUUAGUGUUUAUCUCCCAGAGGGCCUUUGUGGGGCUUCAGAGCCUUCAGGAGCUCAAUGUGGACCGCAGCAACCUUACGUCCAUUCCAAGUGAGGCACUUUCACAGCUCCAGAAUUUGGUAAGAUUACGCCUUCGUCGCUUGACUAUCAGCGUGCUGCCCAACAACUCCUUCCGUAGACUACAUCAGCUCCGCAGCCUUCAGAUCCUUCAGUGGUCUUCACUGGAGACACUAAACAGCAACAGCCUCAUUGGGCUUAACCUUACCAGCUUGACCAUCAGUUAUUGCAACUUGAGCGCCAUUCCUUAUGCCGCCUUGCGCCACCUGACCUAUCUGAGGUACCUGGACCUGUCCUACAAUCCCAUCACCUCAGUGCAGGGUGGGUUGCUUGGGGAACUAUUGAGGCUACAGGAACUUCACCUGGUAGGGGGUAACCUGCUUCACAUCCAGCCCGGAGCCUUCAGGGGGCUGUCCCACUUCCACUUGCUCAAUGUGUCUGCCAACCGGCUGAGCACCCUUGAGGAGAGUGCUUUCCAUUCAGUGGGCAAUCUUCAGACCCUGAGACUUGAUGCCAACCCCCUGGCAUGUGACUGCCGAUUACUGUGGGUCGUGAGGCGGCGCCGGCGGCUGGAUUUUGAUGGUCGCCAACCCACAUGUUGGGUUCCAGGUCAGGUACGAAAGCGCGAGUUCCGGGAUUUCACUGAAUCAGAGUUGCCAACUGUGUUCACAUGCAGGCCAGCCCGUAUAGUGGAUCGCAAACCCCAAGAGGCUCAAGUAGAGGAGGGGAGCACUGUGUUGUUCGAAUGCAAAGCAGAUGGCUAUCCUUCACCAUCCAUAAUCUGGUUUUCUCCUCAACAGACUCCUUUUAGCUCCAUGGGAAGAAUCCGUGUGCUAGCUAAUGGGAGUCUGGAAGUACGAUAUGCCCAAGUGCAGGACAAUGGUGCCUACUUGUGCAUGGCAAUAAAUGCUGCCGGCAAUGAUAGCAUCUCCGUUGCCCUACAGGUGCGAGGUUUACCACGAAACCGCACAGCACCCUAUUUCUUAGACGAGAGCUGGAUCGAGACCUCCUACCCUCCCUCCACCAACUCGACAGCACAGAUGCCCAACCCCUACCCCUUUGAUGCGAAGACACUUAUCAUUGCCACGACGAUGGGGUUCCUGUCUUUCCUCAGCUCAGUGGCCAUCUGCUUUGUGUUCAUGUUCUUCUGGAGCCAAAGUAAGGGUCAAAUCAAACAUACGGCCACCAUUGACUUUGUGCCCCGUAGUUCUGUGGGUGGCGGUGGUGAUGGAGGAGACACAGGGAGGUUUACCAUGAAGCUAAUCUGA